This is a messenger RNA of Dovyalis caffra, 222 nucleotides long. NCBI's taxonomy places the organism in Eukaryota, Viridiplantae, Streptophyta, Magnoliopsida, Malpighiales, Salicaceae. The record is from the annotation of a GenBank genome assembly.
AUGAGAUUGAGGAUCUUCUUACCCCUAGUGGGUGAAGAAGGUUAUAUUGAGAGGAGGGUGCUCAACACCAAAGAUGACCAAGCUUCGAAGGAGGACUUCUGCCUCACAAAAGCUCUUCCUAAGAUAGCUCAUCACAACAACCGCCUCAGCAUUGUGAUUCCAAAGCUUCUUCAAAGCCCACCUCAAACCACUUCUCAGAGAUUAACAUCGAAGAAGGACUAA